Messenger RNA from Podarcis muralis (Common wall lizard), 1774 nucleotides. RefSeq names its product autocrine proliferation repressor protein A-like. The record is from RefSeq and is a predicted model, not a curated record. Lineage: Eukaryota; Metazoa; Chordata; Lepidosauria; Squamata; Lacertidae.
AUGUAUGCUGCUCUCCUUCUCUUGGCAGCCUGCCUGCCCUCUGGACGGAUGGUGGAGCAGAAGGCCCUGGAUGUCUACGUGAAGCAGUAUGACCCUCACUAUAGAUACACCCUGAUGAAGAAGGAGGAGAAGUGGGGUGCCACUGUCUAUACGCUCAACAUGACCUCCCUGAAGUGGCUGAAUGAGUCUGAAUUGACUAACCCAAUUUGGUGGCAUGAGCUGAUCAUUGCUGUGUCAAAGGAACAAAAACUGAAGGACUCAUGUUUGCUGAUGAUUGGGAAAGGCGGAAAUGAUGCAUCUAAUACUUCCACAGAUUUGAGUGUUGAUGAGCUCAUCAAUCUAGCAAAAUCCACUGGGUCCUGUGCAGCUCUUUUGGGGCAGAUUCCAAACCAGCCAAUCACCUACAAGACAAUCCCUUUGCAAAUGUGCAAGAACAGCUUUGAAAAUGCUGUGGUUUAUUGUACGUGGUGGAAAUUCAUGAAUGACGAGAGUGAGCAACCUCACGGGCUAAUUCAGUUUCCAAUGGUCAAGGCAGCUGUGCGAGGCAUGGACACAAUAACAGAUUUCCUGCUGAAAGAAUCUGGUGGAACAGUGAAGAUCACAAAGUUCACAUUGACUGGUAUUUCCAAGCGUGGCUGGGCCACCUGGCUGACAGCAGCUGUGGACAAGAGAGUUGUGUCAUUUAUUCCAAUUGUCUAUGAUCUUUUGAAUUUCAUUAAGAACAGACAUCAUCAAUACCGAGCAUACUGUGGCUGGGGAAGGUCAUUGAAAGUCUUCUAUCAGCUGAACCUAACUCGGCAGUUGGACUCUCCACGGUUUAAGGAAUUAACUUCAUAUGUUGAUCCAUUUCAAUAUAAUGAGCGAUAUCAAAAUAAGCCCAAGUGCCUUAUCUGUGGAACAGGAGAUGGAAUAAACCUGCCGGAUGACUCUCACUAUUUCUUUGAUCAACUAGCAGGAGAGAAAUAUAUCCGGUUCCUCCCAAACACCACACACUUUGUGGCAUCGCGCCCUGGGGAUAAAGCAUCUAUCUUGGAGACGUGUAGAGCCAUUUAUCUCAGCACCAUGCAGAAUUUGAACAUGCCUCAAAUUUCUUGGGAAAGGGUGGAGACAAAUUCCAAAGGCAUUAUCCAUCUCUGUACAGAUCAGGAACCUUCAGCAACUAAAUGUUUCUUUGCUAACACUCUGGACUCUAAAAGGCGAGACUUCAGGCGAUUUCGGGGUCAUCGUGUAUCUUGGUUUCCAUGCAAGGUUGAGAAAGUGAAAACGGGUGUCUAUAAGGCAGAAAUGACAAAGCCAGAUAUAGGAUGGAGAGCCUUUUUUAUUGAGGUGACUUUCCUGGAAUCUGAGAAAAAGAAGUACGUUUUUACCUCAGAGGUUCACAUCAUCCCAGACACUUUUCCAUGUGCAGACUGCAAGGGUGAGGAAUGCUAUGGGGAGCUGGUGUGACAUGCAUCACGGACGUUCUGGUUCCUGCUGCUGAAAUAAUCCAUGAGGGAAGACACGUGGCCCUGAGGAAACCAUGCAGAGGAACAGAUGGGCAGAGAAAUAACCAAGCCUAGAGAAUAUACAGCUCUCACUAUGACUAAAAUGUGGGGAAUGUGAUGUCAUGGGUUGGUAACAGAAAGGUGGGAAACAGGUAGCAUGAAAAUUAUCGGGCAUAGCUGGGAGGGCCCGGCUAUAUAGAAUUAUGAACAUGUAACACAGCAAAAGAAAGUGUGCCUUUGUAAUUCCUGGAUCUCUGCAUAAUAAGAAAUAAAAGUGCUAUUAUCUAUAA